This is a messenger RNA of Medioppia subpectinata, 3115 nucleotides long. Lineage: Eukaryota; Metazoa; Arthropoda; Arachnida; Sarcoptiformes; Oppiidae. The record is from the annotation of a GenBank genome assembly.
AUUUGCGAUGACAUCAGAUAUCUGUAAGUUUUAUACCGGAAAAUCACUGUUUAUAACCGGAGCCACUGGUCUUUUGGGUAAAGCUUUGGUGUGGAAAUAUGUGAACGAAUGCCACGGAAUUGACACAAUCUAUAUUCUCGUGCGACCGAAGAGGGGAAAGACGGCCAAAGAGAGGGCCGAAGAGUAUAUCUCUGAUCCCAUAUUUGAAUUGAACGGUUUGCGAGAGUCGGGCAAAUGCGACAAAAUAGUGGCCAUCGCUGGCGAUACAGUGGCGCCCGGACUCGGCAUUAGUCCGGCCGAUAGGGACGAGAUCAUCGAUAACGUGCAUAUAGUGAUCCAUUUGGCGGCCUCUGUCCACCUGAACCCUCCACUCCGGGAUGCGGUGCAACACAAUCUUCGGCCAAUUGUUCCGUUGAUUGAGUUGUGCCAUCAGAUUAAACGACUUCAAUGUCUGGUCUACUCGUCCACUACAGCCAUACUUAACGGCUCGGAGUUCGCCGACGAGACGGUCCAUAAGAGUAUUGUGGUUUCGCCCGAAUAUAUGCUAAAAGUGUGCGAUUCUGUGUCCAAUGAAGUGUUGGACAAAUUCCGAAAGUUUUUCUUUCGAGAGUUUAAUAAUACGUAUUGCAUAUCAAAAGCAUUGGCCGAACAGCUUCUGCAACAGGAGUCGAAUCGACUUAACAUUGUUAUCGUCAGACCGUCGGCAAUAUUGUGCGCUUAUGAGGACCCGACUCCGGGUUGGCUUCAAGGCAUUCAGGGCAGCACUUCGGCUGUGGUGGCCGUCGGUCUCGGACUCAUGAAAGUGUUUCCGUCCCGAAGGUUUGGCGCUCAAUGUGUAAUACCUGUCGAUUUUGUGGCCAACGGAUUGAUUGCCAGUGUUUGGUUCAAUUGUAAACAAUGUGAACCAAAACUUAAAACAAAUCUCUCACCGCCGAUGAGAGAUAUAAUGAAUGGUAUUAAGAAAAACGCUCAGAAGUUUCCAUCGAUACGAGUUUUAAGACCACCUAGGUUAAUGUUUAUGCAAAAUAAACUCAAAAUACAAUUAGAAGUGUAUCUCAAACAUUGGAUGUUUGCUUAUAUCGUACAAUUCUUGUCUAAACUGUCGGGCAUUAAGACGGGAAUUAUGAAAAUUACGACAAAAUUAAAUCACAACAUGAAAGACAUCCGACUAUUUAUGAAGACAUCACCAGAAUAUGAGAUCACAAAUACGUUCGCUCUCUUGGAUGAGAUGUCAGAAACGGAUCGUCGGAUCUUUGGCUUUGAUAUCCGAGAGAUUGAGUGGAAAAAAUACAUUGAAAACUAUUGGUUCGGUUGCCGACGGUUUAUACUGAAGGAGACCGACGAAGACAUGCGGAAAGCAAAAAGGAUUUAUAAAAGGGUUUAUAUCAGAUAUCAUAUAAUGAACACUCUUUGGCUGACGUUCUCAUCCCUAAUGUUAUACAUGUUUUUCUAUGUAUUUUGCGAUUUGAUUGAAUUGGACUUCUUUUUACCGACAGUUUCCACACUUCUUAACCCGACUUCGAGUAAUACAAUCCUCAAUAAUAAUAUUAGAAUAAUACAGUGUGAGAGAGAGAGGUUUGCGAUGACAUCAGACAUAAGUACAUUUUACACCGGAAAAUCACUCUUUAUAACCGGAGCCACAGGUUUUCUGGGCAAAGCUUUGGUGUGGAAAUAUGUGAACGAAUGCCACGGAAUCGACACAAUCUAUAUUCUCGUGCGACCGAAGAGGGGAAAGACGGCCAGAGAGAGGGCCGAAGAGUAUAUCUCUGAUCCCAUAUUUGAAUUGAAUGGUUUGCGAGAGUCGGGCAAAUGCGACAAAAUAGUGGCCAUCGCUGGCAAUACAGUGGCGCCCGGACUCGGCAUUAGUCCGGUUGAUAGAGACGAGAUCAUUGAUAACGUGCAUAUAGUGAUCCAUUUGGCGGCCUCUGUCCACCUGAACCCUCCACUCCGGGAUGCGGUGCAACACAAUCUUCGACCAAUUGUUCCACUGAUUGAGUUGUGCCAUCAGAUAAAACGACUUCAAUGUCUGGUCUACUCGUCCACUACAGCCAUACUUAACGGCUCAGACUUUGCUGUUGAGACGGUCCCGAAGAAUAUAGUCGUUUCGCCCGAAUAUGUACUAAAAGUUUGCGAUUCUGUGUCCGACGAUGUGUUGGAAAAACUCCAAGAGUUUUUCUUUCGAGAUUUUAAUAACACUUAUUGCAUAUCAAAAGCAUUGGCCGAACAGCUUCUGCAACAGGAGUCCAAUCGACUUAACAUUGUUAUCAUCAGACCAUCCGCUGUAUUGGGUGCUUGUGUGGAGCCGACCCCGGGUUGGCUGCAAGGACUUCAGGGCACCACUUCUGCAGCCGUUGCAAUUGGUUUGGGUCUUAUGAAUGUAUUUCCGUCCCGAAAGUUUGGCGCUCAUUGUGUAAUACCCGUUGAUUUUGUGGCCAACGCUUUGAUUACUAGCAUUUGGUCUAAUUGUAAGAAAUGGUUCUUAAAUAAUAUAAUUAUACGUAUAUAUAGUGAACCAAAACUUAAAGUAUACCACUUGACCACUAAGAGAAACAUUUCACCGCCGAUGAGACAUCUUAUGACAUCGAUUAAAAAGAUCGCUCAACGGUUUCCAUCCAAGCGAGUGGUACGACCACCUAGGUUGAUGUUUUUGCAACACAAACUAAAACUACGGCUAGAAGUGUACGUUAAACACUGGAUGUUUGCAUUUAUAAUGCAUUUUUUGGCCAAAUUGUCGGGCAUUAAGACGGGAAUCAUGAAGAUUACUGAAAAAAUGAAUACCAAUAUGAAAGACAUCCGACUAUUUAUGAAGACAUCACCAGAAUAUGAGAUCACAAAUACGUUCGCUCUCUUGGAUGAGAUGUCCGAAACGGAUCGUCGGGUCUUUGGUUUUGAUAUCCGAGAGAUUGAGUGGAAAAAAUACCUUGAUAACUAUUGGUUCGGUUGCCGACGGUUUAUAUUAAAGGAAACCGACGAAGACAUGCAAAAAGCAAAAAAGAUAUAUAAAAGGGUUUACAUUAGAUAUCAUAUAAUGAACACUCUUUGGCUGACGUUCUCAUCCCUAAUGUUAUACAUGUUUUUCUAUUAUCCCUGGUCUUCGGCUAUAAGUUAUCCGAUU